Molecule: messenger RNA, 1506 nt
Organism: Hemicordylus capensis (graceful crag lizard)
Lineage: Eukaryota; Metazoa; Chordata; Lepidosauria; Squamata; Cordylidae
Product: excitatory amino acid transporter 5-like
Exons: 11
Coding region: 1-1506 (501 amino acids)
Biological process (GO): L-glutamate transmembrane transport
Cellular component (GO): plasma membrane
Molecular function (GO): neutral L-amino acid transmembrane transporter activity; glutamate:sodium symporter activity; L-glutamate transmembrane transporter activity
Source: RefSeq, a predicted model, not a curated record
AUGUGGGAACGCUUGAAGAAAGCCAUGCUCAGCCCCUUUUCUGUCAACUUUGCAGGGAUCUGGAAGGCAACCCAGGCAUUUUGGAGUAAGAAUGGGCUCUUGACAAUGUCCAUGCUCUCUGUGAUGACUGGAUGCCUUGUGGGGUUUCUACUGAGGAGGCUGGAGUUGUCCGAUCUGGAGAAGCAAUACUUCUCUUUCCCCGGAGAACUGCUGAUGAGGAUGUUAAAGAUGCUAAUCUUGCCGCUGAUCACCUCCAGUUUAAUGUCGGGUUUGGCCACCAUGGACUCCAAAGUCUGCGGGAAGAUGGGGAUUAUCACCAUUACCUAUUAUCUCUGGACGACCUUCCUGGCAGUUACCACGGGAAUCGUCUUGGUGAUCUGCAUGCACCCCGGGGCUGCUGCCCAGAAGGAGGACUACACAGUCAGCAAAGUGGUGCUCAGUUCCGCGGAUGCUUUGCUGGACCUCAUCAGAAAUAUGUUUCCUUCCAACCUCAUUGAGGCCUCAUUUCAGCAGUACCGAACAGUCCUUGUCCCUGUGGUGAAAUCCUCCGGGUUCCCAAAGAUGCCAAAGAAAUCUCUGAGUUUCAUCUAUUUUGCUCCGGACUCCGAAAACCCAGAGAUCCAGCGACCAGUGCUUCUUGAGAUCACACCGUCCCCAGAAAUGACCUACCGAACCCUCCCAGGCAGCAAUAAUGAGAUGAACGUCUUGGGAAUUGUAAUCUUCUCAGCCACAAUUGGCCUCCUUUUGGGGAAGAUGGGGGAGCGUGGGGCUCCUCUGGUCAACGUGUGCCAGUGCCUGAAUGAAGCCGUGAUGAAGAUUGUCUCCAUGGCCGUCUGGUACUUCCCGUUCGGCAUUGUCUUCCUGAUUGCUGGAAAGAUCUUGGAGAUGGAGGAGCCUUCAGUGAUCGGAAAGAAGCUGGGCCUCUAUGCCAUGACGGUGGUGACUGGGCUGGCCAUCCACAGCCUCUGCUUCUUGCCUCUGCUCUUUGUGCUGAUUACCAAGAAAAACCCCUUCUCCUUCAUGAGGGGGAUCCUCCAAGCCCUCCUGAUUGCUCUGGCCACAUCGUCCAGCUCAGCCACGCUGCCCAUCACCCUGAAGUGUCUUCUAGAAAACAAUGGGAUCGACAGACGAGUGGCCCGCUUUGUCCUCCCAGUAGGUGCCACCAUCAACAUGGAUGGAACUGCCCUUUAUGAGGCCGUGGCCGCCAUCUUUAUUGCACAAGUGAACGAGUAUGACCUGGACUUGGGACAGAUAGUUACCAUAAGCAUUACAGCCACAGCAGCCAGCAUCGGGGCAGCCGGGAUUCCCCAGUCGGGCCUCGUCACAAUGGUGAUCGUCUUGACCUCCGUUGGCCUCCCGACAGAAGACAUAACUCUCAUCAUUGCUGUCGACUGGGCCUUGGACCGGUUACGCACAAUGACCAAUGUCCUAGGUGAUGCGUUGGCAGCAGGAAUCAUAGCCCAUAUCUGCCAGGAAGACUUUUCUCCAAAACUACCCAAGGUAUAG